CUGCUUGAUACAAGCGCCUAAAGAGAUAAAAAAAUACUGCAACCUCUUUUCCUUUUCUUAUACACGGUUUUACACGUUUAUUAUUAUAUAGUUUUUUCUUUUUUUUAUCUUUUUUCUCAUAUUUACCCACUUUUUUCGGAGUGUCCUAAUUCAGAAAAAAUAGCACCAAAAUAGAAAUCUACUUGGCAUUAUCAAUUGCAAAGUAAACCAAAAUUAGAUUCGCCGAGCGUUUACAAAUAACUCAUCUGACCCUUUCCCACCUAGCACCUUAUUAUGACUGGAAGCAACAACCAAAAUGUUCCUGGAAACCUAGAUCGGCAAUUUGCUGGUCUGGGUGUUAAUGGCUCAAAUGACAAGCAAACCCCCACUCCCACCAACACCACCACCAACAACGGUAGCAGCGCACGUCCUGCUGGCGCCCCCCACAAGGCCUACGUUCCUCCGCAUCUGCGUGGCAAACCUCUGCCCAACGCGACGCUCGAGCGCACAGCGUCGUGGAGCGGAAACCCGAAUUCCAUUGGCAGAAGCCCCUCAGUGGAGCGCCCCGCCGCCGGAUCAGUCGAUCAGGCCCCGGCUGGAGCUCGCAUUGACUCCGCCGAUGCACGCAGCGGACAGGGAUGGUCGAGCCGCGCCGAGCCCAUGGCGCGCACCACGACCUGGGCCGGUCGCCGCGACGACAAUGUCCGCGGCGGCAACGCCGGCGCCACCCGCGCCGGGCCCCAGGGCCUGUGGGCCAACGGCAAGCACGUGCACGGCCAGUCAAACCCGCGCAUUGAGCUCGAGCUGUACGGCGUUGUCAAUGAUCCCGAGCGCAUGCAGACGGGUAUCAACUUUGAGAAGUACGAUGACAUUCCCGUCGAGUCGUCGGGAAAGAACGUGCCCGAGCCUAUCAUCAACUUUGAGGAGGCUGAUCUGGAGCCCCUGCUGCGCGAGAACAUCAAGCUGUCGAACUACACCGUGCCGACGCCUGUUCAGAAGUGGUCCAUCAGCCUGGGCCGUGCCGGUCGCGACAUGAUGGCGUGCGCGCAGACCGGUUCGGGAAAGACCGGAGGCUUUUUGUUCCCCAUCCUCAACGAGUCCUUCCGCACUGGACCAGCCGAGGCUCCGGCCGACAGCCGCGGUGGGUACCGGUCGCGCAAGGCGUACCCGAUUGCGCUGAUCCUGUCGCCUACACGCGAGCUGACCUCCCAGAUUUACGAGGAGGCGCGCAAGUUCUGCUACCGCUCGUGGGUACGCCCCUGCGUUGUUUACGGCGGUGCUGACAUUGGCCAGCAGCUGCGCCAAAUUGAGCGCGGCUGCGACCUGCUUGUCGCAACGCCCGGCCGCCUAGUCGAUCUGAUCGAGCGCUCGCGGAUCAGCCUCAGCAACAUCCGCUACCUGGUUCUCGACGAGGCUGACCGCAUGCUGGACAUGGGCUUCGAACCCCAGAUCCGCCGCAUCGUCGAGAAGGAGGACAUGCCGGGCGUUGACCAGCGUCAGACGCUCAUGUUCUCGGCCACCUUCCCCAAGGACAUCCAGAUGCUGGCUCAGGACUUCCUGCGUGACUACAUCUUCCUGACCGUUGGCCGCGUCGGCUCCACCAGCGACAACAUCACCCAGCGCAUUGAGUACGUCGAGGACGGCGACAAGAUGUCGCUGCUGCUUGACCUGCUGACUUCCACUAAUACCGAGGGUCUGACACUGGUUUUUGUCGAGACCAAGCGCAUGGCUGACCGCCUCAGCGAGGAGCUGCACUACAACAACAUCCUUGCGACAUCCAUCCACGGUGACCGCACCCAGCGCGAGCGCGAGCGUGCUCUUGAGAGCUUCCGCACUGGCCGCACCCCUGUUCUUGUUGCUACCGCUGUUGCUGCGCGCGGCCUUGACAUUUCCAACGUUGGUCACGUCAUCAACUACGAUCUGCCUACUGAUAUCGAUGAGUACGUUCACCGCGUUGGCCGCACGGGUCGUGCCGGAAACACCGGUAUUGCCACCAGUUUCUUCAACCGUGGCAACCGCGUCAUCGCACACAAACUUAUUGAUCUGCUCUACGAGUCUAAGCAGGAGGUGCCAUCCUGGCUCAAUUCCGUUGCUAGUGAGAACAGCGGCUUUGGCGGCCGUGGCAGAGGCCGUGGCGGCUCUUCCAGGGGUGGAGGCAACUUCCGCGACCAGCGCUCGCAGUUCAGCCGCGGCGACCGCGACUUCCGCCAGUCCAGUGGCCCCAGCUCCAGCUUCGGCUCCCGUCCUGGCGGUGGCAACCCUACCGGUACCUCACGCAAUGGUGGAUUCUCAUCCAACAGCAACGCAAUGUCGCACAUGCCUCCGUCUAUGGACAGCGAUUCCAAGAACAGCUGGUUCUAAUAGCUGAUUUUUUUAUAUUAUAGUAUUUUCAAAACACUUUUCUUUUCAUCACUAUUGCUGUAACUAUUGAA
This is a messenger RNA of Kickxella alabastrina, 2411 nucleotides long. Its product is annotated as ATP-dependent RNA helicase DED1. NCBI's taxonomy places the organism in Eukaryota, Fungi, Kickxellomycota, Kickxellomycetes, Kickxellales, Kickxellaceae. The record is from RefSeq and is a predicted model, not a curated record. Gene Ontology annotation, cellular component: nucleus. The coding region runs from base 274 to 2340 and encodes 688 amino acids. The transcript is spliced from 2 exons. Gene Ontology annotation, molecular function: RNA helicase activity; ATP binding; RNA binding.